GCAAUAUUACAGUGCGGGUUCCUUCAGGAAGUCUAAAUGACAACGCUUGGCACAAGGUUGUGGUGGAAAGGCGAUCAAGAUCUGUCAAAGUAACUGUGGAUGACCUUUCUCAACGUGAGCAUGAAAUUUAUACUAAGGGGUGUGUGGAGGGGGAGGGGAGCAGGGUAUAUAGAGCAGGAAUUGAAAAGGGGGUUCUUGUAUAGUAUUUCUCGAGGUAUUUCUUGUUAGCCUCGAUUUUCAACACAUUUUUUCGAGGUUUUGUACGCCGGCAUGUUGGAAAUCGAACCACUUGGAGAGUUUCCAUACAGGAUUUUGUGCAUCUCAUUCGAUAGAACUAAUCCCAGCGGGCAAAAUGACGUUUAUCCAACGUUGAAUCAACGUUGGAAAUGACCUUCCAGACGUUGGAUAGACGUUGAAAAAGGGUUGACUAUGCAAAUUGGAUCGACGUUGAAACAACGUUGAAAUUAGGUUGCCAAUCUCGUCAACCAUAAUUCAACGUUGAAUCCACGUUAAAACAACGUUGAGAUUGGUUCACAAAUCGACGUCGUACAUUUAACCAUGAAUGAACGUUAAUUCAACGUCUGUUAGCUGCUGUUGAACCAAUGUUUGUAAAACAACGUCAGAGCAACGUAGAUAUUAGGUUGUCGACGUCGCAACCUUUUUUCUACCAAAUUUCAACGUUGAAACAACGUCGUGUGCCCGGUGGGAUGGACCUUUAACCUUAUAACUAAAAUUUUGAUCUAGACAAAAAUUUCAUCACAGCUUGAAAGAGCAUCACAAAAUUAGUAAUAUUCCAAAGUUUCGUUGCGAAAUGUUGUAAAAUGCGAAUAAUAUAGCCUUGCGAAGUUUGCAAUUUUCAGUCAUUUUAGAUUACAAACGGGAAAUUGAUACCCAAACACCCGAUUUGGGUAUCAAUUUCCCGUUUGUAAUCUAAAAUGACUGAAAAUACGAGGCUAGUUGGGCCAAUUUAUAUGCACAUAAAAGAAUUUUUAAUCGGCAGCCAUUUAUGAAAAGGGUGUAUCGAAGGGAAGAUGGCUGUGAAACUUAUCAGAAUAACAAUACAACUUAUUAUCUAUGUUGGUCAACUUUUACCCAUAAAUAUGGUCCUUCACCGUCACAUAUUGUAUUUUUGCCAAAUCCACCAAUAGCAAUUUCCAAUUUACCCUAUUGUUCAAGUCACGGAUAGGUAACUUUCCUAAAACAUUGCGAUUAGUUAGUUGGGCAAAAAUUUAGACCAGAUUUAUGAAUAAACGUUGAUUAGCGUAGAUAACGAGUUAUACAGGGUCUCCCAAAAAAACUAUUGAAAUCACCAAUAACAAUUUAAUUGUUAGAAUUUGAAUGCCUUAGCACUCUGUUGGUUCCCACGAGUGCAUAAAUGAUUGACAUAAGUAAAUGUUAUGCAUAAAGAAACUGUUUAAGACUGCUGUUUUAAAUUCCCAAGAGCAGAAAAUCGCGCACUUUACAAGGAGAUGUUUUUAACUAAAUUUAAUAUAUGCACCUUGUCAAUAUUUUACAUGCAUGUACGCAUCAUUACGUUCAGCUGUUUGGAAGGGCAUUCAAAUUUUAACAAUAGUGAUUUCAAUAGUUUUCGGGUUUUUUGGGACACCCUGUAUUGUUACUCUAAUGAUCUCACAGCCAUGUUCCCUUCGAUGGGCUGUGCCUAUAUGGUUAAAUUAAUAAGCACAUAAUCGUAUGCCAUUCAAAUUAGAAUAAUAAGGUAAAUUUCUAAAGGUCCCCUUGUUUUUAAGACACCAUUUACCAUAUAUACAUAAAGUUGUGGUUAGAACUCGACAACUGUCUCCCUGUACUCAGCUGGUUAGAGCGCUGCACCGGAAUCGCAGGGCCGUAGGUCGCUCUGUCUAUUUUGUUCUGCCUAACGCAUUUACUUGUGAAGGAGAACUCAAUGGGUUAAACUCUUUUAUUUCAGAGAUUGCUACAACCAAAGGCACCUUCACCUCACUUGAUAUCAAACCCCAGAACCUGCUGGGCGCUGCAAUGUACUCUCUGGGCGGUCCAUCAGGAAUUCGAUACGACGUCAACUUCCAAGGAUGUAUUCGAAACUUUGUGAUUGAUCAAAUGAAACCUGUCGAGUCCUAUCUACAAAACGACGCCGACUAUACGAUGUACGGCUCCACAACCAUGGGCACUUGUUAG
This is a messenger RNA of Paramuricea clavata, 2154 nucleotides long. The record is from the annotation of a GenBank genome assembly. NCBI's taxonomy places the organism in Eukaryota, Metazoa, Cnidaria, Anthozoa, Malacalcyonacea, Plexauridae.